AUCAAAUUUAGGAUUAGUUGUGAAACUUUAGAGGGUGUGACCGCAAUCAGCCGUCUUUCUCACUCUCCCAGUCACUCACUGUCUCUCGCUCCCCUCUCCUUCCGGCACAAUAAAACGAAACCCCAGUCCAGCGCCGGCGCCGGCCGCCGGAGCUUCCUCCUUCUCGCUCUCGUUCCCUCUCUGCCUCUCCUUCCUGUCGCUCACGGCUCGCUCUGUCUCUCCUCUCUCUCUCGCACGCUACUACCACACCAGACCAGUCACCGGCGUAUCCCCCUCCCCCGACGGCAGCAAGCAAAGCAGAGAGUGAGAAUUUGAGAGGAAGGUUACCUAAAGCUUAAAGAUUCAUCCUUCAAUUUAAAUUGUCAGUUGAUUGCCUUUUAUCAUGGGCUAAGAAGUCUCUAUAAUGGAUUUACUAGUUUAUUCAUUUGAGGAACAAUGUGGAACUUCUGCUGCCGUCUGCACAACUUCAAGAUUUCUUGUUUUCCACGGAGUUCUUUGAAAGUUCUGCUUUAUCCGGCUGCAUGUGUUCAUAGUCAUGUGAAUUAUUCCUCUAAAUUCAUUCACUCUUUUCGUCAAUUCAAACAAAAUAGAUUCACUGGAAGAGACCAGCGAAGAAACACUAAGAAAAAUCUUAAACUGUUUCAGAAGGAAGAUGUAGACACAAAGACUUACAUGCGAGAUACUAUUGGAAAAAUUUAUAAUAUCUUGAAAUAUUCGACAUGGGACUCUGCUCGAGAUCAGCUUCAGGGCCUCCCUAUAAGAUGGGAUUCAUACACAGUUAAUCAAGUUUUGAAAAGCCAUCCUCCAAUGGAGAAAGCUUGGUUAUUUUUUAACUGGGCAGUUGAACUAAAAGGGUUCAAGCAUGAUCAGUUCACUUACACGACAAUGCUUGAUAUUUUUGGAGAAGCUGGGAGGAUUUCCUCUAUGAAAUAUGUUUUCAAGCAAAUGCAAGAGAGGGAAUUAAAUAUUGAUACUGUUACUUAUACUUCAUUAAUGCACUGGAUGUCCCAUUCUGGAGAUGUUGAUGGGGCAAUGAAAGUGUGGGAGGAGAUGAAAGCAAAUGGCUGCAGUCCGACUGUUGUUUCAUACACAGCCUAUAUGAAAAUUCUAUUCAAUGAUAAUAAAGUAAAGGAAGCCACUGAUGCUUACAAGGAAAUGCUUCAAUCAGGGCUUUCUCCUAAUCGCUAUACUUACACCGUUUUAAUGGAAUACCUUAUUGGCUCAGGUAAUUGCAAAGAAGCCCUUGAGAUUUUUAGUAAAAUGCAAGAAGCUGGGGAACAACCUGACAAAGCUGCAUGCAAUAUUCUGGUUGAGAAAUUAAGCAAAUCAGGGGAAACGUGGGUCAUGUCCCAAAUCCUCCAAUACAUGAAAGAAAAUCGUAUUGUUCUUCGUUAUCCUGUUUUCAGUGAAGCAUUACAAGCUUUAAAAGUUGCCGGCGAGAGUGACCUCCUACUUAGGCAAGUGAAUCCUCAUUGUUCCAUUGAACGAGUAAGUAAAGAUUUUGGUAGAACAAGAGCUGCUGAAAUCAAUUCUACGAUAGACGAGUGGCUCAUAUUUACUCUAUUGGAAAAGGAAAAUCUUAUUGCUGUUGAUAGCUUACUUGGUCAAAUUGAUGAUAAAAGCACACAAUUGGAUUCUGAAAUCAUCUCAACCAUCAUUGAGGUAAACUCCAGUCGUUGUAGGCCUAACGGCGCUUUGUUGGCCUUUGAGUACAGUGUUAAAAGAGGUAUAAAUAUUACAAGAAACUCAUAUCUAGCUUUGAUAGGAGGUUUGAUAAGAUCAGAAAUGUCACCCAAGGUGGUAAAAGUUGUUCAGGAAAUGAUCAAAGCUGGAUAUUCUAUUGGAAUAUACCUUGCUUCGGUAAUUAUAUAUAAGCUUGGGAGUGGUGGUAAGCCCAAAUGUGCUGCUAAACUUUUUAGUUUAUUGCCCAUUGAUCACAAGUGCACUGCAACUUACACUGCUCUUAUAGGAGUCUAUUUCUCUGUUGGUAAUUUUGAUAAAGGACUUGAAGUUUAUAAAAGCAUGCAGAGAAAUGGGAUUAUUCCUUCUUUAGGAACAUACAAUGUAAUAUUAGCUGGUCUUUCAAGAAGUGAAAGUAGAGUUAGUGAACUUGAAUAUUUUAGAAAGGAAAAGAAGAGACUACAGCUUCAGGUCCAGUCUCAGGACACCAUUCCCAUUGAGAAAGGGAUUUGUGAUCUGAUAUUUCUUGGGGAUGCAGUCACUUGAUGUUGUAUGUCUUGACACUAUUCUUUUGUUCUUCAUAAAGUAAAUUAAAAAAAGAAAAAUUUUAAAUUUUCUUAAAC
Messenger RNA from Cannabis sativa, 2303 nucleotides. Its product is annotated as pentatricopeptide repeat-containing protein At2g01390. The transcript is spliced from 5 exons. Gene Ontology annotation, molecular function: protein binding. Bases 436 to 2226 code for a protein of 596 amino acids. The record is from RefSeq and is a predicted model, not a curated record. NCBI's taxonomy places the organism in Eukaryota, Viridiplantae, Streptophyta, Magnoliopsida, Rosales, Cannabaceae.